Molecule: messenger RNA, 969 nt
Organism: Neoarthrinium moseri
Lineage: Eukaryota; Fungi; Ascomycota; Sordariomycetes; Amphisphaeriales; Apiosporaceae
Exons: 4
Coding region: 1-969 (322 amino acids)
Cellular component (GO): mitochondrion
Molecular function (GO): acetylpyruvate hydrolase activity
Source: RefSeq, a predicted model, not a curated record
AUGCCCGCCGAAGCUUUUCCUGCGUACACCAGGGCUGUAAUUAGCGUCUUCGCCCCCUGCGCUGCGUUACUGCUGUUCCGUAGUCUGGCCCUGGUGCCUUUCCCACGGGCCCUCAAGCUCCGCGACCUGCCUCGGAGCUCCGCACCAGCUCCUCGCUUUUGCUGCCCCUUCUGCGCCGACUAUCGGAUACAAAAGUACACCCGUGGCUGGCCGAGACAACACGGCCGCAUUCGACUCAUUUUCGAUAUGAAUGUUUUCCGUCGCACCAUGUCUUCAGCAGCAUCUCUGAAGAACGCUCGCAAGGUCGUCUGCAUUGGACGCAACUAUGCAGACCAUAUUGCUGAGCUGAACAGCGCUCGGCCUAAGCAGCCCUUUUUCUUCUUGAAGCCUUCGUCUUCAAUCCUGCUGCCAGGGGAGGGCCCCGUUAUUCGGCCCAGAGGCGUGGAUCUCCACUAUGAGGUCGAGCUUGCCCUCAUUAUGGGCAAGACUCUGAAGAACCUGGAGGCGAGCGAUGAGAAGACCGCUUUCGAUGCCAUUGAGAGCUACGCUCUGGGCAUCGACAUGACUGCCAGGAAUGCUCAAUGGGAGGCUAAGAAGAAGGGUCUGCCCUGGUCGAUUUCCAAGGGUUUCGAUACCUUCCUGCCCAUGAGCAAUAUCAUCCCCAAGUCGGCCAUCCCUAACCCUCACAAGAUCGACCUCUAUCUCUCGGUCAAUGACAAGAUCCAGCAAAGUGACUCGACGGAGCUCAUGCUCUUCCAGAUUCCCAGAAUCCUCAGUGACAUUUCCAAGGUGAUGACCCUCGAGCAGGGCGACAUUGUCAUCACUGGUACACCCAAGGGCGUUGGUCCCGUUGUGCCCGGCGAUGUCAUGAAGGCCGGAAUCAAGAUCGACGGCAAGGAGCUCGAGGAGGCCAAGAUUGAGGUCCAAGUCGAGGAGUCCAAGAGCACUUACGUUUUCGCUGAGACGUAA